AGCAGAGAAUAACAUAUAUAACCUUUCGUGUUCAAAUGACUAAAUUAUCCUUACUGAUAUAAAUGAUCAACCAUCAUUCAAUCUCGGGCAAUUUCGUAAUUAACGAUCAAUGGGUUCCAAGGCGAUGGCCAUGGCGGCGGAGAAGAUAGGAACAGCGGUACGGCGUCAAGCCGUAUCCUUAACCGACGCAGCUGCAUCUAGAAUACGCUACUUGCUUCAGCAGCGUCAGAGACCAUUUUUGAAGCUCGGCGUCAAGGCUCGUGGUUGUAACGGCUUAACUUACACCCUAAAUUAUGCAGAUGAAAAGGGGAAAUUUGAUGAGUUGGUUGAGGAUAAGGGUGUUAAGAUAUUGAUUGAUCCCAAGGCGCUUAUGCAUGUUAUUGGAACCAAGAUGGAUUUUGUUGAUGAUAAACUCAGAUCCGAGUUUGUUUUCAUCAAUCCAAACUCUAAAGGCCAAUGUGGUUGUGGUGAAUCUUUCAUGACAACGCCAAGUACUGGAGGUGCUAAGCAAGGAAAUGGUUGAAAUUGUCAUUUAACUCAGCGUUGAUGAUCCACAUUUACACAUGAAGUCUUCCUUUCAUGAUUGCAUUGUUGAACAUGCAAAUACACCACAAUUGGAUUUUCUGUAAUUUUUUUUACAAAAGCAGAGGAAAAUAAAAGCUUUUGCAUACUGACAGUGACAUGGUUUCACUAUACAGAGUUCUCUAAAGCUGAUGCUGACAAGGCUUAAGACAACAACCUGUACUAGCAUAUCAUUUGAUCAGAUUAUUUUUAUUUCAUGUAAAAAAAUUUGUAUUAUGAAAACUGUAUAAUUUGUAGGUUAAGAAAUCAAUGAAAUAAUUUUCCCCUAAA
Molecule: messenger RNA, 852 nt
Organism: Cicer arietinum (chickpea)
Lineage: Eukaryota; Viridiplantae; Streptophyta; Magnoliopsida; Fabales; Fabaceae
Product: iron-sulfur assembly protein IscA-like 1, mitochondrial
Biological process (GO): iron-sulfur cluster assembly
Cellular component (GO): cytoplasm; mitochondrion
Molecular function (GO): 2 iron, 2 sulfur cluster binding
Source: RefSeq, a predicted model, not a curated record